CUAGCAAACAUGCUCGCCGUAUAUAGACCUAGCUGAUUGUAUCUCGAAGUUAAGUAUCAACGAAACUAAAUGCAUAUAAGAGCAAUCGCAUAAUUAUUUUAGAUUUUGAAGGCAGACAGGUUGCCUCGCCAGCGAAGGGCUACCUAGAACGUCAAACAUGCACUUCGAAACGGCUUCCCUUUUCUUAAUCACCGCUUCGGCUGUGCAGGGAGUAGUUUUCGCCAAAGAUGUUGGUGACUAUAUCUGGAACAUCACGCAGUAUCAGGCAGGGCUUUCACAUGGUAACCCGGCUGACCCGACGACUAGUUGGUAUAGGUUCACCGUAUCCGGCUCCAUCCAUGGAUCAAUAGGGUCCGAAUCUUAUAUCCCAGCCUUUGAGGCUCUUUGCACGGGAUCUGGGGCUGGGUUUCCCUUAUCUUCGGAUUACAGCGACUGUGCUAUGGACUCAACCCCCGACGAAUCGGCUCUCUCUGUCUCGGCAAGAAUCGUCCCUUAUGUGGACAACACACAAGCACAUAUUGCUAUAAACUAUGUGUUCUCAACUACAGAUGAGGCAAGGAACUACACAGCUACUGCGGUGACGGACUGGGCUCGUUUACGUGCACCAUACAACUUCACCCUAAGCCCCAACGAGGUGCCGUAGAAGGGCCUGUUCACUGUAACCAGCUGUUAGGGGUGGUCCCUCUUAAGGGAUACGUUGAGACGUAGCUGAAUUUAACCUGUAUUCGAAACGAUUGGCCCAUGAUUUCCGGCGUGGCUAAUGACCUACACUAUGUAUACGUGAUAAAAACACUCACUAGCUCGUGAUUUUCUUGAAACCAGGCAUGAGACUGUUACGAGUUAGGGUGCGAGUCUACACUCAUAUUUUCCCACAAGCUACUUUGAAGAUUUUACUGCAAGGCUAGCCUAGCCCUUAUGUUAUAAGUAGUAGUUAUGGGAUGCCAUAGGGCAUUACUCAUCUCCUCUAAGCUCAUAUCCUCAAGAUAUUGGCAGAGAUAUGGUUCGGAGUGACUAGCUAUAUCCUUUCAGGGGUCGAACAUCCUAGUAAAAAGGGGUAAAACAUACACACUGGGUUCUGAUUCAGAAAGUCUUAGAAAAACUGCUUGAUAGAGCACAUAUGGGCCGUGCUAUUGCUUCAGGUAAC
This is a messenger RNA of Xylaria bambusicola, 1144 nucleotides long. RefSeq lists its product as uncharacterized. NCBI's taxonomy places the organism in Eukaryota, Fungi, Ascomycota, Sordariomycetes, Xylariales, Xylariaceae. Bases 158 to 643 code for a protein of 161 amino acids. The transcript has 3 exons. The record is from RefSeq and is a predicted model, not a curated record.